Messenger RNA from Blastocystis hominis, 4437 nucleotides. RefSeq lists its product as hypothetical. The record is from RefSeq and is a predicted model, not a curated record. NCBI's taxonomy places the organism in Eukaryota, Bigyra, Opalinata, Blastocystidae. The transcript is spliced from 6 exons. The coding region runs from base 1 to 4437 and encodes 1478 amino acids.
AUGGACCUGCUUUGUUCCCACAUCGGCGAUCUUCACGAUCAUUUGUCGUCCUUUGUGAACCAGCUGCUGUAUCUCUGCAACAUCGCCAAGUCGCGAGAGCGCUACAUCACCAAGCUGCUGCAGUACAUGGAGAGCUGGAUGGCCUCCGAAAAGGAACUCAUUUCGCUGGAGUACCUUCAGAAACUGAUCGGCGUGGUGAGUUGUGUGACGAAUCUCGCAGAGAACGUGGAAUACAUGGGAUUGAUUCAGUGCUACUGGAAGUUUGUGUAUGCGGCGUGCAAGCGAUAUCCGGAAUGGAAGCUUCUCCUAAAGCAGCCUGCUCCCAAUCUUUCGGGAGUGCGACUGUGGAUGGCGCGCGCGAUGCUGGACGCCGUGAUCCGCGGCGCGACGAUUUCGAACUCCGAGAUCCGCUCUCGCUUCCGCCCAUUAGUGUACUCCAUUCUGCCGGACGGGCUGUUCCAGCGAUUGGUGCUGCUGUUCUCCUAUCCGGGGCCCGAGAAAUGGCAGAGUCGAAUCCAAAUCAACGCGUCGCUGCAGUGGCUUCCCUGGCUCGUCGAUGUUCUGCUCACCUCCCUCAUGGAAGCCGGCACCGUGCAGCUCGGAGCCUCCAUGCGUCGCCUCCCCGCUCUCCCGAUCGAGUUCAUCUCCGUGGACGGGGAGUCGGCUUCGUCGCGGUCUUCGAAUUCGCUGCUGAGCCAGCUGCUUCCGCUGCUUCGACGCUCCGUCUCGCUUCCGACGCCCGAUCUCACGAACAAUCUCAUCGAAUUAGCGUACGGCGAUUCGCGAAUCGCUUACAAACUUUGGGUCGACCUCUUCCCCCUCGCCUGGCGAUCCUUCUCCACCUCCCAGCAGAUCGAGCUGACGCACUGCAUGGUGAAGUUCAUGAGCUCGGACAGCCACCAGAAAACGAUCGUUCCCGCCUGGGAGGAGCUCGACCACGACUUCAAGCAGUGGGGAUCCACGUGCACGCUCCCCUACUGCCAGCAAGCCAAGUCGCGCUAUGGAGACAUCACGACGACGCACGGCUCGCAAGCUCUGCUCGAGGGAAUCAUGCGUUGCGAGCCGCUUCCUCGCCUUCCUCCCAUCGUGUUGCUGCACUUAACGCGCUUUUGCGGAUGCGGACCACAAGCGUCGGUGUUGCUGGAGCGGCUGCGCUCGGAUUGCACGUCGGAGAAGGAGAAGCGGUCCUUCACUGCGUGCCUGGAGAGUGUUUAUAAGGAACUGAACGAGCUGGACGCCUUCGCGGCCAUGAUCAAGUCGAUGAAGCUCCCCGAAUUCCACAAUGGAAUCGUGCUCGAGCGGUUCGGGCGGUACAACACGGCGCAGCUCGCGUAUCUCAAGGGCCUGCGGAACCAGAAGCUAAUCGAGAACGCGGACGCGCUGCGCACGUUGGAGGAGCGGUGGAAGGAGUGCGCGUACAACCUCCGUUUGUACCAGUUGCUCUUCACGUACGGGAAACUGAACAACGACCACAUCGUGCUGAGCUACUGCUUCACGCGCGUGAAUAACUGGGACGAGUACAAACGCAUGGUGACCUUCAUGGUUCCGAAACUGUCGUCGAACAAUCUCGAAGUGCAGCUGAUGAUCAAUCGGUACUAUCAAAUCACGCAGCUGGGCAGCGGAACGAACGUGCGUCCGCCCACCAUCCUCACCGACAUGGUGCUUCGCUCGUACAAAGUGCUUCCGCACCAGCCCGUGAACCAGCACGACCUUCUCUUCCACGCGAACUGUCUGCAGUUCGAUCUGGGCAUGACCUACCACUUCGUGAAGCAGGGUCCCGUCAAAGGAUUCACCGACAACCUCCGCAUGCCGCUGAAGAACCUCACGAUCAACACGCUCAAUCCGUGGGAUCCCCUGCGCAUGUGCGAGGAAGUGAUGAACUGGAGAAGCAGUUUCAUCACGCAGUUCGAUCAGCGAAUCCCGCCAGAUAUGCCGCACUGCCCCAUUCCUUUGUCCUCCUGGUCGCUGCUUCUCUCGCGAGCGGCGCGCGCGCAGAACCUUCCCGAGAUCGCGUAUCAGUACAUUAUGUCGCAGCCUCCCGACUCGUCGUCGCGCUAUGACUCCUUCGAAACCUGGGCGGAGAAAGUGUGGGUCAGUCUGGAUCUCAACACGCUGGACGGGCAGAUCUUCAAGGAUCCGGAAGUGAGCCAGCCGGAGAAUCUGAAGGACAGCCAGCUGGAGACGUUGAACUAUCUGAAGGGGCUCUACUUCCAGAAGAAUCGGAACAUCAGCGAGGCGAUCAACUGCUUCAACCGCGCUUCGAAGGGCCUCAAAGUCUGGGAGUCGUUCUCCUCCAUCUUCUACCAGCGCUGGAAGGAGCACGGCGAGUCCAACGACGCCAAUCAAUGCAUCAAGUCCUGCAUUCAUCAGCUCUGCCAAAGCAGCGACGUGACCAAACCCAUGAUGCGGCUUCUCCACAUCGUUCUGUUCUCCUUCGAGAACCAAACCAUCAGCACCAGUGCUCUCAACAAUCUCCCGCAAGUCCCUACCCUGCACUGGAUCCACUAUCUCCCCGUGCUGCUGUCUCGUCCCACCGAGACGCAGAUGUACUUGUUCAAUCACGUGCUGCGAAGCAUCAUCCUGGAGUUCCCGCAGAUUAUCUUCUAUCCGCUCUACACGCUGUGCCAGUCUCUCGGAAUGCCUACGGAUAAUCCGUAUUACCGACCUACGACGCCUCUCCAUGGCGCUGUCGUGGAGCCAGCGGUCGUGCGAGCGAAAAGACCGUCCCGAUCAACGUUUCCGAUGUCGAUUCUCCUCACUUGUAGACCAUCUACUUCUUCUGGAUCAUCAUUCUCUCUCACUACCCCCACGUCUCCCAACUGCUUCUCUUCCUCGACACGCUCUACUCGCUUCCCCGCGAUCCCUACCGCGAGCUCCUCGCCUCCGUCGAUCGCAUCCUCAGCUCGGCCUAUUCCGAGCGACGCCAUCAAGCAGCGCCUCGACAGCGUGAUUCUCGCCACCUUCAGCUCCAAAUGGGCGGUUCCCUCGACCUUCGCCUUCAUCGAACAAUACGAAAAGGCCUUCCUCUCCGACUUCGCCUCCUCCAUCGUCACUUCCGACGGCCUCGUUCCCAACGCCUCCUUCCCUUCUUCGCUCCAAGCGCUCAUCCAGCGCCUGCUUCUCUGGAAGGACUUCCUUCGCUCCGAGAUCAAGCGCGAUCGCCCCAACCCGAACGCCUUCUUCGGCUGCAAGUUCCUUCCCAACAUCCUGGAAGUCCCCGGGAAGUUCCUCUCCUACACCAACUUCUACCGAUCGCUCCCGACCGUGCAGAGCAUCGCGCCCGUCCAGCCGCGCCUCUACCUCGACCGCCACGGCUCGCGGUAUUUCUCGCUGACCGACGAGCGGAGCCACGAAGCGCGUUUCUAUUUGGAGCAAGUCAACGGGAUCGAGCUGAUUCUGGAAGAGCGCGUGUUGGCGCAGCAGAUCUACUUCGAGAAGAUCUGCUUCGCUUCCCCGCCGAUCCAGUCGCGCCAUCUGCACGCUCCGCUGCCUUGCUAUGUGAACAUCGGGCCCACGCUUCGACUCGUUCGCUCGGAUGCGUCCAUGGUGUCCUUCGAAGGCGUUUAUCAAAGCGUCCUGCAAGACACGUUCGACAAGGAGCAGCUCACCUUCGCCUUGCGGCUUUUCUUCGCCAAUCACUCCGAUCUGCCGCCAAGCGACGCGAUGAAACCCCUCAUCGCCUCUGUUCCCCGCGAGAAGCUUCUAUCGAGCGUGGUGUCGAGCGACACGCUGACGUCCUUCGUGUAUUCUCUGCGACGCUUGGGUUCCUGGAUAGAUUCAAUCGACUCGCGAGCAUCAGCGAUUUCUACGUGUUCCGAAGCGAAUUCGCGCGGCACUACGGCUACUCCCAGUUCAUUCAAUACCUCUUCGCGUUCGUCUCGUUUUCUUUCGGUCACACGCAGGUCUCCGAUGAAUCGCCCGGCGCAUUUGUUGCUGAAUCUCCGCACAGGCGAAGUCACCGCGCUGAACGUCCAUCCGAACUACCUGUCGCAUGAGCAGGGCUACAUCGUGCAGGAGCCUUCCUCCGUCCCGUUCCGCCUCACGCGCAACGUCUGCGCGUUUAUGACGGAGUUCUACGAGGAGGGAAGCUUCCAGCUGGCGACGAGCGCGUACGCUUUGGUAGGAGCGAAGGAGGGCGAUGAGGCGCAGACGUUCAAGCGGAACGAGGAGAUGCUGCAGGUGUACGCGAAGAUUUUCGAGCGGGAUAAUAUGCGGUUGCUGCUGAAGCCCACGGUGAUGGGGGAGACGCGGGACUUCGCGUCGAAUAACGUGGAUUCGUUUGUGAAGAGAGGCCUUCGAUUGGCGCCGAAUGUGGAUUUGACGCCGUUGCAGGAGAGAAAGGAGGAUGUGGAUCGAGGGAUUGUGGAGGCGGUGCAGCAGAGCAAAGAGAUGCAGAACUUGCUGUCGAUGUCUCCGUCCUUCUGCGCCUGGUUUUAG